Iphiclides podalirius (scarce swallowtail) is the source of this 489-nucleotide messenger RNA. NCBI's taxonomy places the organism in Eukaryota, Metazoa, Arthropoda, Insecta, Lepidoptera, Papilionidae. The record is from the annotation of a GenBank genome assembly.
AUGUCUAUUGGGAAGAUAGCGGAGUUUAAAGUGCACACUGACAAUUGGAGAUUGUAUGUGGAGAGGCUGGAGCAAUACUUUGCGGUAAACAAAAUCGCCAGCGAGCUUCAUGUGCCUACAUUAAUCACGGUCAUGGGAGCAGAAUGUUAUGAGCUACUGAAACGUGUGCUCGACAGUCAGCAGCGGCAGGCAAUAAGACGUAGGUCGCGCCUAUCCGAUGUUACCUGUCCGGAUGUAGCUAAUGAUGUAGAAAGGGCUUCAAACGGGCCUGAGGAUGAGUUCGCAGAUGCGUGUUCCGAUUUGCAAACUGAAGGGGUAGCUUCUGCAACGGAGAGAAACAAGGAAGCUGAGGAAGCGGAGGGCAGCGAUGAUACGCCAGGAGAUACUCCGGUUGUCAGCGAUACGGUAUCAGAAGCUCCCACUCCUCCACAUUUAUCACCACCGGUGACCCGUCCCAAGCGAAUCCGUAGACCCGUUAUUCGUUAUAAU